GAGAUCUAUUGGAGGAAACUCCCACAGGGUAAUUUCCUGCACGGUCCCAGUGCUCACAUCAGAGAGGCGACCCAGUCUUUAAUGAUUGGAGCUUUCUUCUCAACAGAGCUUGCCUCGGAUGCUCUGAUCAAUAGCCACUGAGUAGUGACACUUCUUCGCUGUGGGGGGCGUCUUAAAAUCCAGAUAUGGUUUGAAGGGCAACUUCCCUAACCUGGAAAGGCAGUGGUACUAAGAGUCCGAGAGAUGGGAAGCAAUGCUGGGCAGAGGGUCUGGCCGCUCAAGAGGCAAGUAUUGUUUCCUUUCUUGGCGUCUUUGUUCUGCCGCGCGCUUUCAGAGCAGAUUCGCUACUCGAUUCCAGAGGAAAUGGCGAAAGGGUCGGUGGUGGGGAACCUGGCCAAGGAUCUGGGACUGGAGGUCCACGAUUUAUCCUCUCGGAAGCUCCGCGUUAGUGGAGAAAGAGAAUUCUUUAGUGUGAGCUCGGAGAGAGGAGAUUUACUUGUUAGGGACAGAAUAGAUAGAGAGCAGAUAUGCCCCCAAACAAGAGUUUGUGCUCUGACAUUAGAAACCGUAGUUGAAAAUCCCUUAAAUGUUUUCCAUGUUAACGUGGAAAUUGAAGACGUAAAUGAUAAUCCGCCCCAGUUCAGGAGAAACGUCAUCAAUUUAAACAUCUCUGAGUCUACCCUGCCAGGUGCGAAAUUUGCAUUAGAACCCGCCCAUGAUCCAGAUACAGGACUCAAUUCCCUACAAACUUAUUAUCUAAGCACGAAUCCUGUAUUUUCUUUCGAAGUAAAAAAGAAAAAAGAUGGCAGUAAAUAUGCUGAACUUGUGUUAGAGAAACUUCUAGACAGGGAAAAGCAAAGUUCCUAUCACUUGGUCCUGAGUGCUGUGGACGGCGGAAACCCAGCCCGAAGCGGCACCGCUCAGGUCAGAAUCAAUGUUUCGGACGCCAACGAUAAUGCCCCUGUCUUCAGCCAGGAUGUCUACAGGGUCAGUCUGCUGGAGAACCUGCCUCCAGGCUCCUUUGUGCUGCGUGUGACGGCCACGGACAAGGAUGAGGGAGUCAAUGCGGAAAUCACUUUUUCCUUCGACCGCUCUUCCCAAAGAGAAUGGCAAGUGUUUUCUCUGGAUCCAAAUAGCGGGGAAAUUACAACUCUAGAGAGCCUAGACUUUGAAAACACCAAAGACUACUCAAUGGUGUUGGAAGCGAAGGAUGGGGGAGGUCUGGUUACUCAGUGCACAGUAGAAAUUGAAGUUCUGGACGUAAAUGACAACUUCCCAGAAGUUAUAUUCACUUCUAUUUCCUCACUGAUUCCUGAAGAUUGUUCACCUGGGACAGUGGUAGCUUUGGUGAAAACACCAGACCGAGAUUCUGGUGUCAAUGGGUUGGUCACGUGCCACGUAGAGGAAAAUGCACCUUUCAGACUAGAAUCUUCUUCCAGGAACUACUACAAGCUGCUGACAGAUGGGCCCCUGGACCGCGAGCAGACCCCACAGUACAACAUUACAGUUACUGCUUUAGACAAGGGAAAGCCUCCUCUGUCCACCAGCAAAACCCUCACUCUCCACAUAGCUGACGUCAAUGACAAUCCUCCCGUUUUCCUCCAACCUUCCUACGUUGUUUACCUCCCUGAGAACAACCCCUCUGGAGCCUCCAUCACCAGGGUCUCAGCCUCUGACUCGGACCUAGAGGGGAACGGCCGAGUGUCCUAUUCCAUCGUCAGCAGUGACCUGGCCUCUCCACCUCUGUCCUCCUACGUAUCGAUCAAUAGCCACAGCGGGGCCAUCUUCGCUCAGCGCUCCUUCGACUAUGAGCAGGUCCGCACCUUCGAGUUGACGCUGCAGGCCUGUGACGCUGGUUCCCCGGUCCUUUGUGCCAAUGUCACCCUGCAAGUGUUCAUCUUGGACCGCAAUGACAACGCCCCAAACAUCCUCUACCCAGCCCUGGGGCCUGACAGAUCAGCACUCUUCGACAUGGUCCCCCGCUCUGCGGAGCCAGGAUACUUGGUCACCAAAGUGGUGGCGGUGGAUGCAGACUCGGGACACAACGCCUGGUUGUCCUACCGCGUUCUGCAGGCCACGGAUCCGGGACUCUUCAGCCUGGGGCUGCGCACCGGUGAGAUCCGGACUGCUAGGGCUUUGGCUGAAAGAGAUGCUGCCCGGCACCGCCUUCUGGUCUCUGUGCAGGAUGGAGGCCAGCCCCCUCUGUCGGCCACUGUGGCUCUGCAUCUGGUCUUCGCAGACAGUCUGCAAGAGGCAAUGCCGGAGAUGAAAGAGGAGCUCUCCCAAAAUUUAUCCACGCAAUGGAAAGUUAAUUUUUUUCUGAUCAUUGCGUUGGCUUUAGUAUCUUUUGUAUUCCUCUUGACUGCAGUGUUUGUGCUGGUUUUUAAGUGCCGAAAGCCCAAACAGCACUUAGCAUUGGAUUCUCUUCCCACUGACAUUUAUUCUAGCCUGGGACCCAGAGUCACCAACAAAUUCAGCAAUGGGACAUUAUCAUUGCCAUAUUCCUACGAGGUGUGUCUUGCCUCGGAUUCAGGACAGAGCGAGUUCACUUUUCUGAAGACAGAUCCAACAGAUUUGAAGGGCAAUCUCGAUGCUGAAAUCAGCUCCAGGGUUGGUGGUCAGCCUGAACUCAGGGAGCAGAAUUCUCCCUCUAAGCAAGCCCCGCCCAACACGGACUGGCGUUUCUCUCAGGCCCAGAGACCUGGCACCAGUGGCUCCCAGAAUGGUGAUGAAGGAGGCACCUGGCCCAACAAUCAAUUUGACACAGAGAUGCUUCAGGCAAUGAUCCUGGCUUCUGCCAAUGAAGCUGCUGAUGGAAGUUCGACCCUCGGCGGUGGUGCAGGUACCAUGGGGCUGAGUGCCCGCUAUGGGCCCCAGUUCACACUGCAGCACGUGCCUGACUAUAGGCAGAACGUAUACAUCCCGGGCAGCACUGCCACUUUGGCCAAUGCCGCUGGGAAGAGAGAUGGCAAGGCCACUGCAGGUGGCAAUGGAAACAAGAAGAAAUCUGGCAAGAAGGAGAAGAAGUAGGGUCAGCAUUAGGUCCCAAGCACAGGGCCACAGGGCAAACCCCCUCCCACCAAUCCAGCCUCCCUCCAGUUCCCUGAACCCUCAGAAUGUAGGGAAUCGCCCUCAGGCUGCUGGUGGGAGCUAUGGUGACCCCUCCCUCUUGGGAAAACACAAAUAAGUGCCCUGUGAAUACCCUCUUCUGUGCCUCCAAAGGGAUUGAAUAUGCAAAGGGGGUACUGCCAGGAGUCCCCAAUACAAAUGCUGUGCCCAUGGGAACAGUACAGAUACAGAGAUUCAUAUAUAACUCCCCUCCUUUCCUCGAUCCCUAGCUUAGAAGCCCCAGUUACAUUCCCCCCCCCAUCAGUUAGGUUGACUCUGCCUCCCACUCCCAAACCUCUAACUUCCUGCUCUCUUCUUUUGGGUAUUAUGGGGUGUUAUGAGAACUUAGGCUGAGUGGCCUUAAGAUCUGGGGAGUGGGGGCAGAACUGUGCUCAUCUCAUACCUGUGGAGAGUUGUGGGAGCACAGCAACCUCUGACUCCUAUUUUCUAAACCAACUUCAAAUAUUUUAACUUCUCUACUUACUUUUACAUGGACUGGGUUUGGAGAAAAUCUUCCAGUAAACAGGGACCAGGGUUGCAUUAUAGGACCAUUCUCUUCAGAGUUCCUGUCUCCUAUUCUUUCUCCACCCCUCAGCAAAAGAAUCCAUUGCAUGUUGGGAAAUAGCAUGGCAUGGUGGGAUGAGUAGGGAGGGUAUAGGGAGGGGGGACCUUUCCACUAGAAAGAAAGACAAAUCUUUGGUCAGGGUCUUGAAGGAGGCUCCUACUAGUUACUGGAUGGGCUCCCUGAACUAAUCAAGCCCCCAUAUUCUGGAACUGUCAUGGAGCCAAGCACCCUAUGGACAAGAGAGCUCUGGGUUGGACCUAGUCCCGUGGAUACAAAGCCUCAGACUUCUGGCUCUGGGAUAUGUCACUUUGGCCAUAGGGGAUUUAAAGGGAACCAAAUGGCAUCAAAAUGAGAUUGAGCUCUUGGUCCUGAUAUAUAUGUGUAUAGGGAUAUGUGUGUGGUAAUGUGUAAGUGGGGGGGGGGGGAGUUAAGAGAGGGGCGAGGUAAUUAAGGCUAGGUCAUCUGGACAUAGAUGAAGUUGCUACAGGCAAUCCAGGCAUAUGAAUACUCUGUUAUUUAUCAGGUAGGAUAAGCAGAAAGGGUCAGUGUAGGCCAGUUCCAGGGCAGUUUGACCAGUACAGGAAGCCACACACACCACACUCCCCCUCAAAGUUUCUGCAUGAUGGUCAGAUAUGCUCUCUAUCCCCAAACACUAGGAAAGAGACCCAGGAGCAGAGAGACAGAUGGUCAGGGGAGGGAGGAGGGGCUUUCCUGUAGCUCCCCAUGAACUUCAUAUUCCCUCACCCUCUCAGGUGCCAUUUAUUCUACUUUGCCACUCCCUACCCUUUUCCAGAAUUUCCUGGAGCCUGGGUAAUGCUCCCCACCGCUUCGAUCUCCACCUUCAUAUUGUCCUGACCCUGACCCAACUGGGGCUGUCCUAGUCCUGUUUACACAGAGGAGACCCUCCCACAUUUCACCUCUCUUUAGUGUAGUGAGUAGUGACCCUGACCACAAUCUUUGAGCUGGUGUAGAGUAGCCCGUGUGUAGCUAGUGCCGUGUGCCCGCUUCUGUGAUGACGAGCGGACAGCAGUAUUGGGGCUUUGUCUCCGGCUGCUCCCGCUCCGUUCCGUGCUGUGCUUUACGCUGUGUCUGUGUGCUACAGCUCCCCCUCCCAGCCCAGUCUAGCUUUCCCAGUACUGACCUCUGUGCUCCUUCUAUAGAAGCUUCCCUCGAAUAGCCACGUAGCGCCCACCGCCCCCGCCAACCCCACCCCAUACACGCAAGUUUUAUACUCUAAUAUUUAUAUAGCUUUUUUCUUUGGGAAAAUAAUAAAGUGGUUUCUUCUGAA
This is a messenger RNA of Trichosurus vulpecula (common brushtail), 4961 nucleotides long. RefSeq names its product protocadherin gamma-C5-like. Gene Ontology annotation, molecular function: calcium ion binding. NCBI's taxonomy places the organism in Eukaryota, Metazoa, Chordata, Mammalia, Diprotodontia, Phalangeridae. Gene Ontology annotation, cellular component: plasma membrane. Gene Ontology annotation, biological process: homophilic cell-cell adhesion. The transcript is spliced from 4 exons. The coding region runs from base 244 to 3030 and encodes 928 amino acids. The record is from RefSeq and is a predicted model, not a curated record.